Molecule: messenger RNA, 786 nt
Organism: Macrosiphum euphorbiae (potato aphid)
Lineage: Eukaryota; Metazoa; Arthropoda; Insecta; Hemiptera; Aphididae
Source: the annotation of a GenBank genome assembly
AUGGGCCUGGCAAAUCAAGUGGCUUUGGUGACCGGUGCAGCAUCGGAUGUUGGGUACGCGUACGUGAAAUGUUUACUUCUGAACAAAGUCAAGGUGUUACUCUGCGAUGUCAAUGUCGACGACUGUCAAGCUAUAGCACGCCAGUUCCUAAAUGAGUUCCAAAAUAUCAAUAUAUUCUCGACCAAAUGUGAUGUCACUAAUGAAGACGAAUUUGAAAGUGCUUUUAAAACGUGCAUCAAACAUUUUGGUCGAUUGGACAUAGUUAUUAACAACGCAGGCGUUUUCGACAAUUCAAUUGAACGACAAUGGCCUGCCACAGUCAAUAUUAAUUACGGCGGAGUCGUCAGAGGUACACUGCUGGCGAUCAAGUACAUGGGAAUUCCCAAUGGAGGUACUGGCGGAACGGUAAUACAGACGUCUUCCUUGUUGGCUUUCAGCGACAAUUAUCAUUGUAAUCCCAUGUACCUGUCUACGAAAAAAUAUUUGAUGGAAUUCACGAAAAGUUUUGGAAAAAAAAAUCAUUUCAGUCUGCAUGGCGUUAAAAUCAUUACCUUGUGCCCGGAGUAUUCUGCUACUAAUUGUAAAAGGUCGGUCUGUAAAAACGAAACGCUGCACGAAAAUGAACAACAUGUCGAGAAUGUUGAAGAUUUAACGAAUAAUCAACAGAGUACGAAAAUUCAAAAGCCAAACAAUGUUGGGAAUGCUUUGAUUACGAUUUUGGAAUAUGGAAAAACUGGAGAAACUUGGAUUGUCGAAGAAAAUAAACCACCACGACUAGUUGAAUAA